Molecule: messenger RNA, 1111 nt
Organism: Frankliniella occidentalis (western flower thrips)
Lineage: Eukaryota; Metazoa; Arthropoda; Insecta; Thysanoptera; Thripidae
Product: cytoplasmic aconitate hydratase-like
Biological process (GO): tricarboxylic acid cycle; citrate metabolic process
Cellular component (GO): cytosol; mitochondrion
Molecular function (GO): 4 iron, 4 sulfur cluster binding; aconitate hydratase activity
Source: RefSeq, a predicted model, not a curated record
CAACUUCCUCCUGCUUUACCCAUUGAAAAUGCCUUCUGUUUACUUCUUCUUGGAGAUUCAGUUACAACUGAUCACAUCUCUCCAGCAGGAAGUAUUGCUCGUAAUAGUCCUGCUGCUCGGUACCUUGCUGCAAGAGGGCUCACACCACGUGACUUCAACUCAUACGGUUCAAGACGUGGCAAUGACGCUGUUAUGGCAAGAGGAACUUUUGCUAACAUAAGAUUGGUCAACAAACUUGUCUCCAGCACUGGUCCUCGCACUCUGCAUGUUCCAUCAGGAGAAGAGAUGGACAUCUUUGAUGCUGCUGAGAGGUACAAGUCUGAAAACAUAUCACUUAUUGCGAUCGCUGGCAAGGAGUAUGGUUCUGGAUCUUCAAGGGAUUGGGCUGCCAAGGGUCCUUACCUGCUGGGAUUGAAGGCUGUUAUUGCAGAGUCAUUUGAGCGCAUCCAUAGAUCCAAUCUUGUUGGUAUGGGCUUGGUGCCUCUCCAGUUCCUUCCAGGCCAGAAUGCUGAAACCUUAAAACUGACUGGAAAAGAGAAAUACUCAAUCAUUGUUCCUGAGGACUGCAAGCCACUUCAAACCAUCACUGUUCAGGUCAGUGAUGGCCGAAGCUUUGACACUAUUGUGCGCUUCGAUACUGACGUGGACAUUUCUUAUUACCGACAUGGAGGUGUUCUCAACUACAUGGUGCGAAAGAUUGCAAGCCAGUGAAAAAGAUGUGGAGAUAAGUCUCAUUUGAUAAAUUGUUUAAUUUUUAAUUAUUGUUUUGCUGUGUAUCAAAGUUGUUCUUUGCUCAGAGUAAUUUAAGACUAGUCAUAUGACUGAACAAGCUAUUCCAUGAACAAUUUAGUACAAAUAUCUGGCAGUACGUCAAAUAUUUUUUUUCCUAUUUUUUAAGAUUUAUUUUCAAUGGGCUGGGACAGCUUAAGACAGCUAAUUUUAUCUCGUUACUUAUGGAUUUUGGAGCCAUAUUGAUUUUUAGUGAGGUGUUGUUGUUAGUAAAUGAAACUGUUGUGCUUUAUAAUACGUCUUAGAUCAAGCUUGGGGGAUUCUAGAGGUUCUUGUGUCUUUUUUUUCUACCAUGUUUGUUAAUAAAAGUAAAUCGUGUUAA